CGAGAUCAGAGAGUGUCGCAACUCUCUCUUUUCAACGUUUCUGGACUCCCCCACCUGCAAUCGGCUCCUUCUUGCCCUUGUCUGUUUUGAAGGCAAUCCACAACUCAUCUCAAACAAUGAGAUGACGGCAGCGGUCACGUGACCCUCGUCGUGUUUUGUCUCUGAGGUGUCUCAGUCCUGCCAGAUGAUUAGCGUAGCACAGAGCUCUAUGGUCAGGCUCUGAAGUACAAACUGACAGGCUGACUACGCUUCAUGAAUUGAUAUAUCUUAGCUGGCUGACCGCGUCACAAAAAAGAGACGGAAAACACAGCUCGUAAAGAUGUUUUGGUUUGAGGGUUCAAUUCCUGAUGCCAUUCAGGCGGCUAAACAGCGGAGUUGUGUCUUUGUCGUUGUCAUUACAGGGGAUGAGGAACAGUCAGCACAGCUGAUGUCCAGUUGGGAGGAUUACAGUGUUUCUAUGGCAGCACAGAACAGUUGUGUGGCCGUAAAAGUCGAUGCCAAGAGUGAGACAUGUGUGCAGUUCUCCCAGAUCUAUCCAGUUGUGUGCAUACCCUCUAGCUUCUUUAUUGGAGAGAAUGGGAUUCCUCUGGAAGUCAUUGCUGGCAGUGUGUCGGCUGAAGAACUGAUGAAAAGAAUCAACAGAGUCAAGCAGAUGCAUGCUCAGCAGAUUGGAGGUGGAACAGUCUUACCAGAGGCAAGUACUUCUGUGGAGACCAGUCCACCUGACAACAUUACCACAGAACCUGCUCCAGCCUCAUCGCCAGCAUUGCAUGCUGGGUCACCAGCAGCAGCCACAGAGCCUGCAGCAGUACCAGGAACAGGGGAAGCAUCCCUUUCAAACCCAGGAGAUGAUGGCAGCCUUUCAGCCACAGUGACUCUUGCAGAGAAUGCAUCUUCAGAUCACGCGACCCAGUUUUCUCAGAGCAACGAAAACCUGGAUGCAACGGUGGAAAGGUUGACAAAGAAACUGGAGGAGAGACGAGAGCAAAGGAAGUCAGGAGAAGAAGAGAUUGAGAUCAAGAAGGAAAUUGAGCGGCGGAAGGUAGGGAAGGACAUGCAGGACUUUAAGAGGAAACAGGAAGAGGAGAAGACCAAGAGACUCCUGGAGGAAAGGAACAGAGAAAAGGCAGAGGAGAAGGCUGCCAGGGAGCGGGUCAAACAGCAGAUUGCCUUGGACCGAGCUGACAGAGCAGCGCGCUAUGCCAAAACCCAGGAGGAGGAGAAGGCAGCCAAGCAGGCACUACUGCAUGCUAGGCAGGCAGCACAGGAGGUCAGGAAGGAGACAUUAGUCAGGGAGAGGAGUACCAUAGCAAGGAUACAGUUUCGCCUCCCAGACGGGUCAUCCUUCACCAACCAGUUCCCCUCACAGAGCAGACUGCAGGAGGCUCGGCACUAUGCUCUUCAGGAAGUGGGAAACCGCUACGGGAACUUCUCCCUGGCCACCAUGUUCCCUCGGCGGGAGUUCACCAGUGAAGACCUGAACAAGACUCUGCUUGAACUAGAACUGGCUCCAAGUGCUUCCAUCGUGCUUCUGCCGUCAGGCAGGGCGGGUAAUGCAGUGGUCCAGACCUCUGGGGGCGGCAUCUGGGCAGUCCUUGGCACACUGCUGUAUCCUCUGCUGGCUGUAUGGAGAUUCCUCAGCUCCUUCAUGUUUGCAAAACCGCCCCCUCCUGGAGCAUCAGCCAGACGCCCCGCCCACCAGUCCAACUCUUACACCAACUCAGCCUCUGACAAACCAAAGAGAGAAACACUCUCCAAGCACACUCUGGAGAAACAGCCCAAGGACUUCAAGAAAGAUGGUAAAAUCUGCAGGCUCCGGACUCAGGAGGACAGCGAGGAUGACAACAACACCUGGAACGGGAACUCCACCCAGCAGAUGUAGCACAGUGACAGCAGCUCUCCCUUACUCUUGCUCUUCUGGUGUGAUUAGAUCAGUCUGACCAGUUCAAGGUUUCUGUUGCACUUGGGGCUGAUCCUUUUGCUUUCUCUUUAUCUUACUGUGUUCCAGGCCUACACCCCUGCACCUUACCUGCAUGGGUAGAUCAGUAAUAAUCAGCAGACUCUCCUUUGGGUUUUAGAUGAGUGUUUUGUGUUGAUUAUAAGAUUAUUAUGUCUCCUAACCUGGGCUCAGAACAGCAGGUUUAAGAUCCUAACAGACUUUGAAAGGCUACACCAGCAUCCUGUCUUUGGUAUGUAGCUCAUGGCUCAUCAUUCUGAAAUGACUUGGGUGGCCUGAUGUGUCUGGCACCAAAUUCCUUGAAAAGAGAAAAUAGACAGUUAACAGCUGACCUGACCUGAAGAUGUUGUAAUCUGAGCCCGGCUUUACGUUAUAUUGUAGGGUCACUACUUUUUGGAUAUGUUUAACUUUGAAAAGUGAUUGGCUAAUUGCCAGUGACUCUUACUAAUUGGUAUCUAUCAGUGGAAUUAUGUUUUUUUUUUUUGUUUGUUUUGGAUAUAUGAAAUAUUUCUUCAGCUUUCAGCUGCUGGCAGGGGACUUUAUGCCUAUAGCUGUUGGACUCUACUAAUGUGGUGGCCCACACACACAAACCUUGGCGGUAUGUGUUUGUGCUAGUUGACAGUGGGUGGCUACUGUAGUGCUCCUCAAAAUUAAAGCAGCCUGUUUUUCAAAAAACCCUUGAA
Molecule: messenger RNA, 2640 nt
Organism: Chelmon rostratus (copperband butterflyfish)
Lineage: Eukaryota; Metazoa; Chordata; Actinopteri; Chaetodontiformes; Chaetodontidae
Gene: ubxn4
Product: UBX domain protein 4
Exons: 13
Coding region: 320-1882 (520 amino acids)
Molecular function (GO): protein binding
Source: RefSeq, a predicted model, not a curated record